AUGGGGGACUCAGGAUCCAGAAGAUCUACCCUGGUCUCCCGUUUGCCAAUAUUCAGAAGAAGUAUUAGCAGAAGACAUGACUCUCUUCCUUCUUCACCCUCCUCCAGUAACACUGUUGGUGUCCACAGCUCUUCUCCUUCCAGCACGAACUCAAGUUCAGGUAGUACAGGUAAACGCAGGAGCAUAUUCCGAACUCCUUCAAUUAGCUUCCACCAUAAGAAGGCAAGUGAACCCAAGCAGGAGCCUGCCAGUCAGAACCGUAAUAUUUCAAAUGGUGCUCAACCUGGACAAAAACUGAGCUUAGAAGAGCAGAUCAAAACCAGGGGAAGACAUUCUGUUGGUUUUAGUAGUUCACGAAGUAAGAAGAUAACAAGGUCUUUGACAGAGGAUUUUGAAAGGGAAAAGGAGCACCCAGCUAAUAAGAAUGUUUUUAUCAAUUGUCUUAGUUCUGGCAAAAGUGAAGGGGAUGAUUCUGGAUUCACAGAAGAACAAACUCGCCGUUCUGUUAAACAGUCAACAAGAAAGCUACUUCCUAAGUCUUUUUCAUCUCACUAUAAAUUCUCUAAGCCACAGAGCCAAUCUGUUUCAUUAGUACAACAGCCUGGAUUCUCAUUGGAAGUUGCACAAUGUCAAGAGAGAGAACCUGUAUUAGUCAGAGCCUCUCCCUCUUGUUCUGUGGAUGUAACAGAGCGGACAAGUUCCCUCCAAUCACCUUUGCUUUCUGCUGAUCUUACCACAGCUCAGACACCUUCAGAGUUUUUAGCCUUGACUGAAGAUUCUGUAUCUGAGGCGGAUGCAUUCCCCAAAAGUGGAAGCAUGGCUUCCCAGUGUGACAAUAUCGGCCACAAUGAUUCUACCUCUCAGAUCUCUCUCAACCCUGCUGCUGUUACAAAGACCACAAUAGAACUUAUGGCAAAUGUUCCCUGUGCAGUUAUGUCUCCUGGAAAACACAGAUUAGAAGGUCCAUGUAGUACUAAAUCUACUUCCUUACCUGAAACCCCUGCUGCUAACCAGAAGGAAGUGUUAUUGCAAAUUACUAAACUACCUGUUAUGGAUGUGAGUGACUCAGAGAUUUGCUUAUCAAUAGAUAAUCAAAGAGAAGACAAUAUGGUGUUACAAAAUGGUGAGAUGGUGCUGAGCACAAGCUCUCCAAGGAAGCUUGGAUUUUAUGAGCAACAUAGAGCGAUACCGGAACGUGUUAAAGGAAUCCAUCCUAUCUCAGAUUCAAAGAUAAUACCUGCUUCUGGUGAUCAUCAUAUUUUUAACAAAGCAUCAUAUGGCUAUGAAGCGAAUCCCACCAAAGUUCUUGCCAGUAGCUUCAGUCCCUAUCGGGAAGGAAGAUUCAUAGAGAGGCGGCUGCGAUCCUCAUCAGAAGGAACUGCAGGGAGUAGCAGAAUGAUUGUGAAACCUAAAGAUGGAAAUAUUGAAGACAUUAAUAGUCUAAGAAAGCAGAGGACAGGUUCCUCAUCUUCAAAAAUGAAUAGCAUGGAUGUUUUGAAUAAUUUGGGAUCUUGUGAACUAGAUGAAGAUGAUCUCAUGCUUGAUCUAGAAUUUUUGGAGGAACAGAAUCUUCACCCUUCAGUUUGCCGAGAAGAUUCCUACCAUUCUAUAGUCUCAUGUGCUGCUGUAGUUCUUACGCCUAUGGAACCACCAAUAGAAAUGAAGAAAAGAGAAGAGCUUAAAUUUCCCGAGCCUUCCAGACAGAACCUUUCCCUGAAAUUAACAAGAGAUCUUGAUCAGGAAGCCAGGUGUUCACAUCUCGGCCGCAUGCCCAGCAGUCCAUCUUCAGAUUGGCCGCUACAAGGUGUGGAAGAAAAUGGAGGUAUAGAUUCCCUGCCUUUCAGACUGAUGUUACAAGACUGUACUGCAGUGAAGACAUUAUUACUGAAGAUGAAGAGAGUCCUUCAAGAGAGUUCAGAUAUGAGCCCAGCAGGUAGCACCUCCUCACUUCCUGUUAGUCCUCUUACUGAAGAGCCAUUGCCUUUCAAGGAUAUGAUGAAGGAUGAAUGUUCCAUGCUCAAGCUGCAGCUGAAAGAAAGGGAUGAACUCAUUUCCCAACUUCAGGAAGAGUUGGAAAAAGUACGGCAUUUACAGAAGGCCUUUGCUUCAACAGUAGAUAAGUCCACACAGACAGAACUUCUGGGCUAUGAUGGAUUGAGCUUCAAAAGACUGGAGGCAGUACAGGGAGGGAGAGAGGCUAUGUAUCGAAGUCGAAUUGUGAGCCAAAGCCUCAGCACAAGGGACAGAAAACCAAUGCAUACUCUCACCGAGGACCAUUUUAGAUACUCUGCAACUGACCAGACAAGCCCCUACAAAAACAAGACAUAUCAACUCUCAAGUCUGUGCUUAAGUAAUUUCUUGAAGGACAAGGAACUUGUGGAAGUUAUCAAACAUUCACGAGGAACAUAUGACGCCCUUCCUUCAGAGAUCACUCAGAAUUUGUGGGCCACAGGCGUGCAGAGCUCUCUCAAACCUGCAUCUAAGACCGAAGGGUUCUCCACAUUCUCAGAAAAACCAAAGGACCAAGCUGAUGCCACCCAACAGCAGCAUUCAACCUUUAUUGGCAGGUUUGGACAACCACCAAGAGGGCCAAUCUCUUUACACAUGUAUAGCAGGAAGAAUGUCUUUCUCCACCACAAUUUACACACCAAUGAACUGCAGACUCUAGGUCAACAGGAUGGGUAA
This is a messenger RNA of Elephantulus edwardii (Cape elephant shrew), 2685 nucleotides long. It is a transcript of the gene CCSER1, whose product is annotated as coiled-coil serine-rich protein 1. Lineage: Eukaryota; Metazoa; Chordata; Mammalia; Macroscelidea; Macroscelididae. The transcript has 10 exons. The record is from RefSeq and is a predicted model, not a curated record. The coding region runs from base 1 to 2685 and encodes 894 amino acids.